Paramecium pentaurelia is the source of this 690-nucleotide messenger RNA. Lineage: Eukaryota; Ciliophora; Oligohymenophorea; Peniculida; Parameciidae. The record is from the annotation of a GenBank genome assembly.
AUGGGUGCAACCUGUAGUAAUUCUUGCUGUACUAAUGAUUAAGAAAUUAAUAGUAAAGGCGGCAAUGAUAAAUAAGAGGUUGUAUUAUCAAAAAAUAAAUCAUUAAAAGAAAGUCAAUAAAGAAAUAAUAAAGAAACAGAGAGAUUCAACGCUGAUAAUGAUUAAGGUAAAUCUGAUGCCAGCAUUGGUAGUAUGAAGAAGGAGAACUUACUCAUUUAAAGUACAAUUGGUAAAAUGUAGAGAGUUCAAUUAGAAGGUAUGGAUUUAAUUCAUUUAGAAAUUACAUUUUCUGAUGGNUUUUUAUUCAUUUUUUAGAAUCUGCUUCUAAGAAUAAUAAAAUUCAUUAUAAGAUAAAAUAUAAAUUAUAUUUUACUAAUUAAGAUGGGAUAGAUCUGUAAAUUACCUUCAACUCCUGAACUAAAGAUGAAUAGUGAUUCUAAUCAUAUGAAAUAGAUAACUCAUGAAGAAGAAGUUCAAUAUGAAGAAUAAGAAAAUAAAAUAAGUGAACAAAAUUAGUCUUUUUUUCCUGGCAAUCAAUUAUCAAUGCAAUUGUCAUGUACUCCAGAAUUUAGUUUACCUCCUCAAUAAAAUAAAUUAAUUUCAUAGCAAGAUAGCCAAUACACUCCUGAAUUUUUAGCAAUAAGUUAACCUUUUUAAUAAUAAAUGAAUAUAUAUUAAUAAUAAUUUUGA